AUGGCUGAAGUUGCUACUGCCACUGCUGCUGCUGCUAGUACACGUCAAGUCUUUGAUUAUAAUCAUUCCAAUGAUGGAGAAUAUAAACAACUGAGAGAACAAGCUCAAAGACAUUUUAAAAAACACAAAGAAUUGAGUUUAGAAUCUCAGCAAUCUUAUAAGAAUGGUAAUAAAUCACAAGCCAAACAAUUAAGUGAUAAAUCACAUCGGGAAUAUAGGGAAUUUCAAAAAUUUAAUAAUCAAGCGGCGGAAUUUGUAUUUGUUGAAAAUAAUAAAGAUUCGAUGUCAAAUGAAAUUGAUUUACAUGGAUUGUAUGUUAGUGAAGCACAAUAUGUUGUUAAAAAAAGAUUGAUUUAUGGUAAUAAUCAUAAUGAACAAGAUGUUCAUAUAAUUGUCGGUAAAGGUAAACAUAGUUCAGGCGGUAUUGCUAAGAUUAAACCUGCAGUUGAAGAACUU
Maudiozyma saulgeensis is the source of this 456-nucleotide messenger RNA. The record is from the annotation of a GenBank genome assembly. Lineage: Eukaryota; Fungi; Ascomycota; Saccharomycetes; Saccharomycetales; Saccharomycetaceae.